CGCGGGGAGGGGGCGGAGAGCCGGAGCCGGGGUGGGGUGGGGGGGGAGGGGCCGCAGGAACGGAUGGCGGCCUGGGACCCCUAACAGCGGCGGCUUCUACGGCCCGGGGCCCCCGGGCGGGCGGAGGUGGCGGCUCCCGGGACCGGCCGCGCGCAAUGAUGUUGUCCGCUGGGCAUGUACUGACCAAGGUGGCAGGUCUGAGAACAUAGCUGAAGCUGAAAAUAGGAAAGCUGGGGGCAAGGAAGAGCCUUGAAUCUUGAGGUGGGACGUUGACUCUAAGAUGUCCUUGAGCAGUGGAGCCUCCGGAGGGAAAGGAGUGGAUGCAAACCCGGUUGAGACAUACGACAGUGGGGAUGAAUGGGACAUUGGAGUAGGGAAUCUCAUCAUUGACCUGGACGCCGAUCUGGAAAAGGACCAGCAGAAACUGGAAAUGUCAGGCUCAAAGGAGGUGGGGAUACCGGCUCCCAAUGCUGUGGCCACACUACCAGACAACAUCAAGUUUGUGACCCCAGUGCCAGGUCCUCAAGGGAAGGAAGGCAAAUCAAAAUCCAAAAGGAAUAAGAGUGGCAAAGACACUAGCAAACCCACUCCAGGGACUUCCUUGUUCACUCCAAGUGAGGGGACAGCUAGCAAGAAAGAGGUGCAGGGACGCUCAGGAGAUGGUGCCAAUGCAGGAGGCCUGGUUGCUACUAUUGCUCCCAAGGGUGCAGAGAAGGCGGCUAAGACAUCCCGCAGUGUAGCCGGCUCCAAAAAGGAAAAAGAGAACAGCUCUUCUAAGAGCAAGAAGGAGAGAAGCGAAGGCGUGGGGACUUGUUCAGAAAAGGAUUCUGGGGUCCUCCAGCCAGUUUCUUUGGGAGGACGGGGUGGUCAGUAUGAUGCAAGUGCAGGGGUGGACACAGGAGCUGUGGAGCCUCUUGGGAGUAUAGCUAUUGAGCCUGGAGCAGCGCUCAAUCCUUUGGGAGCUAAACCGGAGCAAGAGGAAGGGGAGAAUGAGUGUCGCCCGCUAAAGAAAGUCAAGUCUGAAAAGAUGGAGUCCCCUGUCUCCACGCCAGCGGUGCUACCACUGCACCUUUUGGUGCCAGUAGUCAAUAAUGACAUCUCAUCCCCCUGUGAGCAGAUCAUGGUUCGAACCCGAUCAGUCGGGGUCAACACAUGUGACGUGGCUCUAGCCACAGAGCCUGAGUGCUUGGGCCCCUGUGAACCUGGAACCAGCGUCAACCUUGAAGGCAUUGUGUGGCAGGAAACAGAAGAUGGAAUGUUGGUGGUCAACGUGACGUGGAGAAAUAAGACGUAUGUAGGCACACUUCUUGACUGCACACGGCAUGAUUGGGCGCCCCCAAGGUUCUGUGACUCCCCCACCAGUGACUUAGAAAUGCGCAAUGGGCGAGGAAGAGGCAAACGUAUGCGUCCCAACAGUAACACACCUGUCAACGAGGCCACCACAGCCACCGACAGCAAAGGGACCAGCAGCAGCAGCAAAACCCGAGCAGGCGCCAAUAGCAAGGGCCGUCGGGGCAGCCAAAACUCUUCAGAGCAUCGCCCACCCGCCAGCAACACCUCUGAAGACGUCAAGGCCAGCCCUUCCUCAGCUAAUAAGCGGAAGAAUAAACCCCUUUCUGACAUGGAGCUGAAUUCCAGCUCAGAGGACUCCAAAGGGAGCAAGCGUGUCCGCACAAAUUCCAUGGGCUCGGCCACUGGCCCCCUCCCUGGGGCCAAGGUGGAACCCACUGUUCUGGACAGAAAUUGUCCAUCCCCAGUCCUGAUCGACUGCCCCCACCCAAACUGCAACAAGAAGUACAAGCACAUCAAUGGACUGAAGUACCACCAAGCUCACGCUCAUACAGAUGAUGACAGCAAGCCGGAAGCCGACGGCGACAGCGAGUACGGAGAGGAGCCCGGCCUCCACGCAGACCUUGGCAGCUGCAAUGGUGCCUCUGUCUCCCAGAAAGGAUCCUUGUCCCCUGCCCGCUCAGCUACCCCCAAAGUUCGGCUCAUAGAGCCUCAUAGCCCUUCCCCUUCCAGCAAAUUCAGCACAAAAGGCCUCUGUAAGAAAAAGUUGAGCGGGGAGGGAGACACAGACCUGGGCGCCUUGUCUAAUGAUGGCUCUGACGAUGGCCCCUCUGUAAUGGACGAAACAAGCAAUGAUGCCUUUGAGUCUUUGGAAAGGAAGUGUCUGGACAAAGAAAAAUGUAAAAAGCCCUCUAGUUUGAAACCUGAAAAGAUUCCUUCCAAGAGCUUAAAGUCAGCCCGGCCCAUUGCCCCUGCCAUCCCGCCCCAGCAAAUUUACACCUUCCAGACGGCCACCUUCACAGCAGCCAGCCCGGGGGCCUCCUCCGGCUUGACCACCACCGUGGUCCAGGCCAUGCCCAACAGUCCCCAGCUGAAGCCCAUUCAGCCCAAGCCCACGGUCAUGGGGGAGCCUUUCACCGUCAACCCUGCCCUGACGCCCGCCAAGGACAAGAAAAAGAAAGACAAAAAAAAGAAGGAGUCCUCGAAAGAACUUGAAAGCCCACUGACCCCUGGGAAGGUGUGUCGAGCAGAAGAAGGCAAAAGCCCCUACAGGGAGCCAUCGGGAGAUGGGAUUAAAAUGGAGGGGCUCCUAAAUGGCUCCUCAGACCCCCACCAGAGCCGCCUGGCCAGCAUCAAAGCUGAGGCGGACAAGAUCUACAGCUUCACGGACAAUGCCCCCAGCCCUUCAAUUGGAGGCAGCAGUCGCCUUGAUAGUGGGACCCCGACCCAGCCCCUGACACCCUUACAUGUGGUGACCCAGAAUGGAGCCGAAGCCAGCUCGGUGAAAACCAACAGCCCUGCCUACUCUGACAUCUCUGAUGCUGGGGAGGACGGGGAGGGCAAGAUGGACAAUGUCAAAUCCAAGGACCCUGAACAGCUGGUUAAGGAAGGGGCUAAGAAAACACUUUUUCCCCCUCAGCCACAGAGCAAAGACUCUCCAUAUUACCAAGGCUUCGAGAGUUACUACUCUCCAAGUUAUGCACAAUCCAGCCCUGGGGCUCUGAACUCUGGAAGCCAGGCAGGAGUAGAGAGCCAGGCCCUAAAGACAAAAAAGGAUGAGGAGCCUGAAAGCAUAGAGGGGAAAGUGAAGAGCGAUGCCUGCGAGGACAAAAAAUCGGAGCUGAGCAGCUCCAGUCAGCAGCCAUCUGUCAUCCAGCAGCGCCCCAACAUGUACAUGCAGUCCCUGUACUAUAACCAGUACGCCUAUGUGCCCCCAUACGGCUACAGCGAUCAGAGCUACCACACCCACCUCCUGAGCACUAGCACCGCCUACCGGCAGCAGUAUGAGGAGCAGCAGAAACGCCAGAACCUGGAGCAGCAGCAGCAGCAGCCGCGGGGACUGGACAAGAAGGCCGACUUGGGCCUGAAGGAGCGAGAGGCAGCACUCAAGGAGGAGUGGAAGCAAAAGCCGUCCAUCCCACCAACCCUCACCAAGGCCCCCAGCCUUACAGACCUGGUGAAGUCAGGACCCAGCAAGGCCAAAGAGCCAGGGGCUGACCCUGCUAAGUCAGUCAUCAUUCCCAAGUUAGAUGACUCUUCUAAACUCCCCAGCCAGGCCCCGGAAGGUCUUAAAGUGAAGCUCAGUGAAACAAGCCACCUAAGCAAGGAGUCCUCCGAAGCUAAGACAGGCACUGAGUGCGGUCGGCAGGCGGAGGUGGAUCCAAUACUCUGGUACCGACAGGAGACAGAGCCCCGGAUGUGGACAUACGUUUAUCCUGCCAAGUACUCAGACAUCAAGUCAGAGGAUGAGCGGUGGAAAGAGGAGCGGGACCGCAAAUUGAAGGAGGAGAGAAGUCGGAGUAAGGACUCUAUCCCCAAGGAAGAUGGGAAAGAAAGCACAAGUAGUGACUGCAAGCUGCCCACAUCUGAGGAGUCCCGCCUUGGGAGCAAGGAGCCCCGACCGAGUGUCCAUGUGCCUGUGUCCUCCCCCCUCACCCAGCACCAGUCCUACAUCCCCUACAUGCACGGCUACUCCUACAGCCAGUCCUACGACCCCAACCAUCCCAGCUACCGAGGCAUGCCUGCUGUGAUGAUGCAGAACUACCCAGGUUCCUAUUUGCCUUCCAGCUACUCUUUCUCCCCAUAUGGCAGCAAGGUCUCAGGUGGUGAAGAUGUGGACAAGGCUCGAGCCAGCCCCAGCGUCGGUUGUAAAUCCAGCUCCGAGUCCAAAGCCCUGGACAUCUUGCAGCAGCACGCCAGCCACUACAAGAGCAAGUCCCCGACGAUAAGUGAUAAAACGUCUCAGGAGCGAGAUCGGGGAGGCUGUGGGGUGGUUGGGGGUAGUGGCAGCUGCAGCAGCCUUGGAGGAUCAGGAGGGGGUGAUCGGAAUGUGGACCGGCCCCGCACCUCCCCCUCCCAGCGCCUCAUGUCCACGCAUCACCACCACCACCACUUGGGGUACUCACUGCUCCCAGCACAAUACAACCUACCGUAUGCAGCAGGGCUUUCUUCUACAGCCAUUGUUGCCAGCCAGCAAGGCUCAACUCCCUCCCUCUACCCACCUCCCAGGAGGUGAGAAUGACAACCAAGUGCCCGGAUUAAAGUCAGCAUCACAGGCCAGCCUGGCUCACCCAAGGAGGUGCUGGAGGUGCCAUUCAGACAUCAGUUAAAUGGUGUUGAUCAUCCUGUUUGCCGAUUCUACCAUGACUGAAGGCAGACCCUUGGCUAUCUUGCCUCUACCAGCCCCCCUGGACUCCCUGGUACUUGGCAAAAAAUAUUUAUUCUCUCAGCCACAAUCAUGACUGUUGUGGCCUCUGUGGAGAUGAAGGUUUGGGGAGCAACUAGGGGAAUAUGGCCUCAUCCCAGAGAAGUCACUGCUCUGUUCUCCAAGCCCCCGGUCUGCUGUCAGGGCACCAGCACCCCGCCCCAGCUCCAGGGGGAGCCCCUCCCCCCUCCCCCAAGCACUGGGUAAAGCCUGAAGACAGCACAGCGGCCAUAUCCCUCUGUCAUUAAUUAGCACCAUCACCAGAUUCUGCAUCGCCCCAGUGGCUCGGGCCCUGGGAACUGGCAGCGUGUUGGAGGAAUUAGAAUCUCAGGAAAGAAAUUGGGGGCCAUUUUCUCUCAUUGUGAAGACAAGGUCUUCAGCCAUGGAGACUUCGCCCUCUAACAUGAGCACAUUGAGCUCAGCACCUAGUCUGGAAAGGAAGACCAAGGCAUUUGCCCCACCACGGCCUUGCACUUCCUUUCGGGCCCAGGUCCGGGGUUCCAGCCCCAGCACAGGGCUCCCCAGGGGUGCUGCAAGUAAGCUGGAGCGGAGACACAAACGGAGUGUGUAAAACUGAACCUGCUUCCCCACAAGUCCUGCUGCUUCUGUCCUCCCGACUCCUUGCCCUCCCCCUCCCUCCUGACCCCUCGGUGCCUUCCUAGGGGCGCCCCCACACCGGCCUCACCUCUUCCUUCCCAGUGCUUGGCUCAAGACUCAGGCAGAAAAGAAUUCCCCGGAGCCUGCCAGGUCGCCGUAAGUCCUGGCUACGGGCAGGCUCCGGAGCCCCUGGCGUGCUCGGAGGCCUCCAGGCAUUCAGCCAUCCGAGCAGCUUCCUCAUUUAGGGCCAGAAAUGUCCACGGCCCAGUUCUUCUGUCUGGAAGUACGUGCUUUUAUGUACUUCAGCUCACAGCCUCCACAUGUGCCAAUUGUGUGUUUUUGUCACACACGUGAUUGUUUUAGGGGCCGUUGGUCAUGGGAGGUUGUUGUUCCCCAGACCCUUGGGUAACACAUCGAGCAUUACGUAUCGUUGGAUCCUAGAGCGGACUCGGUGGACCUACGCUUUCGAGACAGAAAGCCUUUCUGCCCCUCUGGGUCCGAGGUAGAUGGCUGUGUUCACGGGGACAGUGAUGAUUUGGUGGCUUUCUUGAAGUCACUUCCUCCUGAAGGAAAAAGCUUUAGCUCUUUACUUUCGUGUGUCAUCCCUUUGUUUUUCCCUCCCAUCUUUCCUUGACUCUCUGGAUUGCAAAAGAGAAAGAUGGACAAACACUAGCCUAGGCUCAGAAAGGUGUUUGUGAUCAGAGUGCCAAAAGUGAGCGUUCAAGAGCAGGAAGAGUGGCUCUUCUUUUGGCAAACGGGGAGGUGGGGAGCCAUAAGCACAGUGCCCAGUAGAGGGGGGUCUCCAGGCGCCGCUGGGGCCCUCCACACUCAUCAGCUUAGGAUCGCGUGUCCAAGAGGAGCCCUUACAGCCCGCAGCCCUUUCUUCCUUUAGUGUCCACGUUCUUGUUUUUGUUCAUUGGGCUCAGAGCCCCCCGCCCCCCAAUCCCCUUCUUUUCAGCCCGGUGGCAGGCAGGGCAGCGAGCAGCCUCCUUCCCCGUCAUCAUUCUUUCUGCCUCUUGUCAGCCAGCAGAUGAAAUGGCCAUUGGGCAGUGGUUUGGGCAGUUGACUUUCCGGUCACCCGUGGAAGCAGCUGGUGUGAACACAUUCACCCCACGUAACCCAAGGGUGACUGCCUCUCCGCCCAGUUCCGCCCUCCGCGCCCCUCCAGUGGAG
Molecule: messenger RNA, 6484 nt
Organism: Perognathus longimembris pacificus (Pacific pocket mouse)
Lineage: Eukaryota; Metazoa; Chordata; Mammalia; Rodentia; Heteromyidae
Gene: Znf609
Product: zinc finger protein 609
Exons: 10
Coding region: 281-4525 (1414 amino acids)
Biological process (GO): regulation of transcription by RNA polymerase II
Cellular component (GO): nucleus
Source: RefSeq, a predicted model, not a curated record